Betta splendens (Siamese fighting fish) is the source of this 3601-nucleotide messenger RNA. RefSeq names its product suppressor of cytokine signaling 7 (gene socs7). Gene Ontology annotation, biological process: phosphatidylinositol phosphate biosynthetic process; intracellular signal transduction. The record is from RefSeq and is a predicted model, not a curated record. Gene Ontology annotation, cellular component: phosphatidylinositol 3-kinase complex. Gene Ontology annotation, molecular function: 1-phosphatidylinositol-3-kinase regulator activity. The transcript is spliced from 10 exons. The coding region runs from base 475 to 3045 and encodes 856 amino acids. NCBI's taxonomy places the organism in Eukaryota, Metazoa, Chordata, Actinopteri, Anabantiformes, Osphronemidae.
GGGACGCGUUUUAUUUUUUCUGCUCUCACAUCCCAGCAGCCGUUUCCACGAGUCCGGGCAGCGACGCUGGUGCCACCGCUGAUUGACCGCUCUCAUCAUUGCCGUUCAUAAAGCGGUAUUAUGGGCUGAGCGGAGGAGGCGCGGGUGGGGCCUGGCUGAGAGCACGCGCACACCAUGGUCACUGACCGGAGACUCCGCUGGCUUCAUUCUGCUCACAUCGGACCGCAUGUCUGACCCAGGCGUCCGCCCGGAGCGAGCUGCGCUCAUUCCCCCGAUGUUUGACAGAUGGAUGCGGUGCCGUCGUCGGUCGGAGGAUGAAAAACGCGCCUGAUAUGUUUUUUGGCGUUUUUGCUCAUAGCCUGUUUAUGGGAGGCGGCAGCGGCUCGGCCCUUUCUUUAUUGCAGGGAUGAGAUCUCCGCUCUAAGCUAUGUGAAUCGCCUGAUAAUUCUCGUUUCGCGAUCCUGAGGAAUAAUUAUGAACAACGCGCAGGAUAUGUCGCCUGACUUCGUGUUGAUGCGCCUGGUUUCCGCGGCCGAGGACGACCGCCUGGACGCAGAAAACGGGAAUCUGCCGCCGGCAGGAGUGGUGGCAGGGCUGGGGAAGGAGGUCCUGGCUCACAGCGGCGUCAAAGCGGGCUUGGAUAUAAGCCGAGAUCCGGCGGCGGGCCUCGAGCAUCCCAGCAGCCGCGCGAACAAAGCGCAGGCGAGCGGCGGCGGCGGCGGCGGCGGCGGCACGGCGGCACCUGACGCCGCGGUGCCGGAGAGCCGAGCCCCGCUGCCCGCUGCUGCGCCUCCGCAGAGCCCCAUGGAGGCCCGUGGCUUCGACUUCGCUCCCAGCGCCGGCCUGCGGCCUCAGCUGCUGGUGUUCUCCAAUAUGAUGCGGAACGGGGAAGGCAUUUUAGAACUCGACCGCCGGAACCAGCCCAGAGAUGCUCUGGGUUUGGACCCGAGCCCGGGGUCUGGCUGCUCCGGCCCGACUAUCAAUAACAACACCCUGAGUCCGGGAAACGUCCAGCAGCCGAACCUGCUGGACGGGACGUGGGGAGCGCAUCCGCAAGUGUCGAUAGCCGCGGAGAUGCGGGGCUCUGCGGAGCUGUGCGGGCGGCAUCGGCUCAUCGCCACCCCGCCCGAGUGGCCCUUGUUGUCGCAGAGGUCCGACGCUCUCACCGUGCUCGACUCUGAGUGGGGAUGCGCCACCAGGGACCGGGAAGGAGCCGUGUUUGAACUGGCCCGGCGGUUCGGAGAGCUGGGGGUCAGCUCGGUUCCUAAGAUCCUGUUUAAAGCCGGGGAGCUCCCGCAGUGCUCGUGUCAGGGCGCUCACGGACGGGUCGCAGGCGGGGUAGAGCCCGCAGACGACCCAACGGAAACCAGCGACGCUCUGUUGGUGCUGGAGGGUCUGGGGAGCGGGGACGUGCCCGGCCUGGGCAUGGACCAGUGCCCGGAGGACGAGACGGGCGACGAGAUAGGACGUCGCGAGUUUUUGCUAAACAGGAAAAGGGAAAUUGUUCAGAAAAUGUCCGGGACUUUCUCCAUCAGCAGUUUCCAGGAGGAGCUGAGCAGGCGGGUGGAGGGGAUGGCCCCGGCACCGGCACCGGCCCCGGCGGCCGCGCAGCCUGGCGCGCAGGUGUGCAGCCUCCACGCGGCCCUUUCCAGCCGGCUGGCACAGGUCAGCUCCGGGGAUGCGGGGGUCGUCGCCCACGUGUCCGCGAUGUCGCCGUCAUCCACGCCGGUGCAAAGCUCGCCGUGGGCCACGAGCCCGAGCUCCAGCCGCGCGUCGACACCCAGGAGGAGACCCGACCGGUGCGCAAGUGCGCCUCGGACUCCGACGGGCCGCGCUGCGGGCGGAGAGAGGACGCUCAAAGUUCCAGGGAAGUCGAAAAAGGGCUCGUUGAAGAUCCGUCUGAGUAAACUGUUCCGGACUAAAAGCUGCAGCGGCUCCAACCACCUCCUGGACAAGAGGCCCUCCGUGACCUACUCGGUGUCUUCUGCCGGGAGUCUGGUGGACAUGAGCGCGUCCGGUGCCGAGCACGACGCAGACGGCCACAACCAGCCCAGACUGACCAGGGCCCACAGUGCCUUCUCCCCCGCCUCCCUCUCUGCCUCCCUCUCUGCCUUCGCUGGUGAGACCGUGUCUCUGGUGGACGUGGACAUUUCCCGGCGGGGGGCCACCACGCCGCACCCUCCCACGCCCCCCCCUCCUCCACGCCGUAGUCUCAGCCUGUUGGAUGACAUAGCCGGGCCUCAGCCUGGACCUUUCCUAGUGAGCGUCAUGGGCGCCUCCCUGCAGUCCCUCCCCCUGCCUCUCCCUCCUCCUCCUCCUCCCUCACACGCCACCAUCCAGCACAGUCUCAGCCUCAAUGACGCCUUCCUCCGGACCCUUCCCCAUUCCAACGCGCCGCCUGCCAGCGCUCCGGCGCCCGGCAGGCCGCCGCCCUCCGUGCUGUGCGCCCUGCGGCGGUCUGAGGCCAGCAACUUCACGGCCAGUCUGCGGGAGCUGGAGAAGUGUGGCUGGUACUGGGGUCCAAUGAACUGGGAGGACGCGGAGAUGAAGCUGAAGGGGAAACCAGACGGGUCCUUCCUGGUUCGGGACAGUUCAGAUCCUCGGUACAUCCUGAGCCUCAGCUUCAGGUCGCAGGGAGUCACGCAUCACACGCGCAUGGAGCACUACAGAGGGACGUUCAGUUUGUGGUGUCAUCCGAAGUUCGAGGACCGCUGUCACUCUGUGGUGGAGUUCAUCGAGCGAGCCAUAAUGCACUCCAAGAACGGCAAAUUCCUCUACUUCCUCCGCUCCAGAGUGCCAGGACUCCCUCCCACUCCGGUUCAGCUGCUUUACCCCGUGUCUCGCUUCAGCAACGUGAAGUCUCUGCAGCAUCUCUGCCGCUUCUGCAUCCGACAAAUCGUGCGCAUCGACCACAUCCAGGAGCUUCCACUGCCCAGACCUCUGAUUUCCUACCUGAGUAAGUUUUAUUACUACGACCCAGAGGAGGAGAUGUACCUGUCAAUCAAGGUGGUGGGGUCGGAGCAGGAGGCCGAGGCGCAGACGUAGCAGCAGAGACCUUCUCAGCUCAAGUUUCCACAUAGAGGACGGAUCUGAUCUGUACCCGGCUGCCAGACGUCCAGCAACAGCAAAUCAGAGUCCCCAGAACCCUCAGUGUCCAGCUGGACCGGGAUGGAGCCUGGCCCAUCUCCGCUGAUUUGGACUAAUGAACGCAGGGACGAGUGUUUGCACUGACGGAGGAGCAGCUGCAGAGAUGUCAGCCUCGUCUUCAGAGGGACUGCAGAGAUGCUCUCACCUGCAAACACGACAGAGGAAGAUGAUUCUGGACUUUUAAAACUCAACAUGCUGAUCAGUUUCUACUGUUGUCUUCUCUGUUGUUUGCUGCCAUUUUGUUGUUUUUCCUUCCAUUUUGUCGAAGUGAGGUUGUUUUAUUUUGAAGUUCUCCCUUGGGAUUGAGCGGCCGGACAACAGAGGCCUGUUACUGAGUAUCUGAACGGUCGAGGUGUUUGUUUGGUUUUUCUUUUCGAAGCAAAACAAGCAUCAAUGUCCAUUUCUGACAUUGAUGCUGGACUUAAUAUGAAAUAAAAGUUGAGUAAGAAUCAAA